Molecule: messenger RNA, 1469 nt
Organism: Olea europaea var. sylvestris
Lineage: Eukaryota; Viridiplantae; Streptophyta; Magnoliopsida; Lamiales; Oleaceae
Product: serine hydroxymethyltransferase 2, mitochondrial-like
Exons: 12
Coding region: 84-1133 (349 amino acids)
Biological process (GO): folic acid metabolic process; L-serine catabolic process; tetrahydrofolate interconversion
Cellular component (GO): cytoplasm
Molecular function (GO): pyridoxal phosphate binding; cobalt ion binding; zinc ion binding
Source: RefSeq, a predicted model, not a curated record
GGGGAGUGAAUGUACAGUCUCUCUCUGGAUCCCCUUCCAAUUUCCAAGUUUAUACGGCUCUGCUAAAACCUCACGAAAGGAUCAUGGCUCUUGAUCUGCCUCAUGGUGGUCAUCUGUCACAUGGUUAUCAGACUGAUACAAAGAAGAUAUCUGCUGUGUCUAUAUUUUUUGAGACGAUGCCUUACAGACUGGAUGAGAGCACUGGCUACAUUGACUAUGAUCAGCUGGAGCAAAGUGCUACACUCUUCAGACCCAAAUUAAUAGUUGCUGGUGCAAGUGCUUAUGCUCGCCUAUAUGAUUAUGCACGGAUUCGCAAGGUCUGUGACAAGCAAAAAGCAGUCAUGUUGGCUGACAUGGCACAUAUUAGUGGAUUGGUUGCUGCUGGUGUCAUUCCAUCACCAUUUGAGUAUGCAGAUAUAGUUACAACAACCACCCACAAAUCACUUCGUGGGCCACGUGGAGCAAUGAUCUUCUUCAGGAAGGGAGUAAAAGGGAUCAAUAAACAAGGACAAGAAGUGAUUUAUGACUAUGAAGACAAAAUUAAUCAGGCUGUAUUUCCCGGACUUCAAGGUGGACCCCACAAUCACACUAUAACUGCCUUAGCAGUUGCACUGAAACAGGCUAUGACUCCAGAAUACAAGGCAUAUCAAGAGCAAGUUCUCAGUAAUUGCUCAAAGUUCGCAGAUACUUUGCUCGAGAAAGGCUAUGAACUUGUAUCUGGUGGAACUGAUAACCAUCUUGUCUUGGUAAAUUUGAGAAACAAGGGUAUUGAUGGCUCCAGAGUUGAAAAAGUUUUGGAGGCGGUGCACAUUGCUGCCAAUAAAAAUACUGUUCCUGGGGAUGUAUCUGCCAUGGUGCCUGGAGGCAUUCGUAUGGGAACUCCGGCUCUGACAUCAAGGGGAUUCGUUGAACAAGAUUUCGUUAAAGUUGCUGAGUUCUUUGAUGCAGCUGUGACAGUGGCCCUGAAGAUCAAGGCUAAUACAAAUGGAACAAAGUUGAAGGACUUUGUGGCGACAAUGAAGACAGAAGCUUAUCAUCCUGAUCUAUCAAAGUUGCGCUAUGAAAUUGAGGAGUAUGCAAAGCAAUUUCCUACUGUUGGUUUUGAGAAAGAAACUAUGAAGUUCAAGGACUGAACCAGGCCUGAUAUUCAGAGGAGAUUCGAUGCAUGAAAGGCAUUUUGAUACUUGCAGUGGCAAGGAAGGUUUGACAGCUUAGAUUUGAUUGUUGAAGUUCUCGAGGGCGAGAAUCUAAUGGCUCUAUGUCUUGGCAUUAUUAUGUAUAAAUCAAUCUCUCAUCUAACUUGAUGGUAAUAAAGGUUUUCUUUUCUCAUCAGUUAUGAGGUUUCGGGCUUUUUCUUUGUGCUGAGUACCAAUUAUCUGUUUUUAAGGACGUCUCCAUGUACGGUAUGGGAUUUUUUUCUGAAAGCUGUAAAUCUUACAUAUAAAUUCUAAGAAUGUGUCUGGGUCCUA